This is a messenger RNA of Coniophora puteana RWD-64-598 SS2, 363 nucleotides long. RefSeq lists its product as uncharacterized. Gene Ontology annotation, cellular component: Arp2/3 protein complex; cytoplasm; actin cytoskeleton. The transcript has 3 exons. NCBI's taxonomy places the organism in Eukaryota, Fungi, Basidiomycota, Agaricomycetes, Boletales, Coniophoraceae. The record is from RefSeq and is a predicted model, not a curated record. Gene Ontology annotation, biological process: Arp2/3 complex-mediated actin nucleation; regulation of actin filament polymerization. The annotation marks the transcript as partial. Gene Ontology annotation, molecular function: actin filament binding.
AAGAUUGACACCGACGCGUAUGACGGAGACGUUAUUCAAGAGACUGAGCUCGUUGGACCCGAAUUUCGCGAUCCCGCCCAAGUCAUCGUAGACGCCAAGCAGAAACACGGGGAUGUACGCAGCGCACUGGCUAGGAACGACGUAACGGGGGUUUUGAGCAUUGCGUUGGACCGGGCGCCGUAUGGGCCGAAUGUUGAUGAGGCUAAGAACCUGACUCUUCAAACGGUCGCCUCAAUCCUCAACAGUACACGGUUAGCCGACAUCCCUGCCGUGCUCAAGGGUCUCUCUGCCGAGAGCCAGGACACAGGGAUGAACGUCGUCGGCUUCUACGUGGCAGCGUGCCGGCGGUUCAGACUCAGAUAG